This is a messenger RNA of Caenorhabditis sp. 36 PRJEB53466, 1264 nucleotides long. The record is from the annotation of a GenBank genome assembly. NCBI's taxonomy places the organism in Eukaryota, Metazoa, Nematoda, Chromadorea, Rhabditida, Rhabditidae.
AUGCAUUGGUCACAGACUUUUGAAGUAGAAGACAAAAUCGCUGGUUUGGAAGCUGGCACAAACGAACAGCAGAACAAUGUGGUUGGUGUUAAUAAGUUGGAUGACUCGAUUCUGGAAACAAUGGAGACUGAUGACUUGAGCGUCAAGGAAAACAGGACCAGAACGCCAAAUAAACGGAGAAUUGAAGCGAGGAACACUCAAUCGAACAAGAGAGCAAAACAACCAGAAGAAGAAGGAAUAACGAACGAGGAAAGUGAAGGAAAGAGGAGUGAUAAUGAAGAAGAAGGUGCAGACGGAGACGCCGAUUUCUACCAUCCAACAUACAGCAAAACGUAAGUUUGAGGAUGAAUCUUAUGCAACGUUGACAUUCAAAGCCUUUCACCUUCAGAUCGCUGGCGCUUAUUCCUGACCUUCUCGAUGGGCUAUGUGACGAUUACGACUUAGAUGAUUUGGAACUGGAUCCAAUCAGAAAUGUGGUCGAAGAAGAGAUGUACUCCGAUUUCUUCAAACAGCAGUUGAAUCAUCUUCCAAUCGACAAGGUCAGUACUCAUUUGAACAAUAUUCAACAUUCAACUAAGUUUUCCAGAUGUUGAAAGUGCAAUCUAUGAAUGACCACAACUUCCAAGACACGUUGAACUCAUGCAGAGGUCUCACUUACCCGGACAUGAUCCCUCAAAACGUCAAGGAGUUCUUCGUCUCUAACAUUGCUCACAAAAGGGUCGACAAUCCGACGAGUUUCCGAAAAUUCAAAGAGUUUUAUUACGCAAAAGAGGUACUUUUGCUCAUACGGGCUCCAGAUAAUAGUUCUCAUAUUUUCAGCUUGCUGCCGUUGCUGCUAGGACUGAUCUCGUCGAGUUUUACUACGAAGAGAAGAAUAAACUCGGCGGAAACUGGCGCCAAGAAAAUGUGGGACCGGAACUCACGAUGAAACAAGAGAUACUGACGAUAUUGAGCGAGUGUGGCAUCUCAAUCAUUUGGUGAGUAGAAACACUCUCUUUUAUUCAUAAUUUUUUUUGAUUUUAGUGAUAACGAGCAUCUUCCGUCAAGAACAAUUGUCAAAGCGAAGAGGAGGGGUGCAAGGAAGGACCAGAAAGAAGAUGACAACAAAGUUGUACCUACUGGAAUUCGGUCACAAGAGAACAAGAGAACAAGUGACGCUCAUCAGCCAAUCACUCCGAAGGAAGACGAGGAUUCUGGCUACUCGUCGCCGAAAUCGAAGAGCGAGGAUAAUGACGACAUCCUCAUGAAUCAUUCAGAUUUUUAG